AUGCCUCUUCAAAAGUCCUUCUCUGAGACCAAUCAUUCUGGAAAAGAGAAUAAUUCACGGCCACAAUGGCAGAGAAAUAAGAAUUAUGAAAGCCCACAGCAAAAGCAAAAGCCCAAAGUUCCCGCAAAACCACUCGCAGAAAAGCCACCCAUUCCUGUCUCAACCACUACUAAGAAUAUACUCAACAAUUUUCAAUACCGAGAACAAACCGGGAAGAAGGAUGAUGCGAAAGAAGUUAUAAAUUUGGUGUCAUCGGAGGCAGAUAGCCGGACCGCCACACCAUCGAAGAAGAGGCGACAAAGUUCAUCAAAAGAUGGAAAGACUUCUGUAGAAGAAGAUGUCUCCCUUGAGGAGCCUGCAGAUGCACCUUCCACCCCAUCAAUGGGGUUUGAUCCCACACAAAACACCGAUUUCAAACGACCAUUCAAAGCAAUAUCACCUGACGAUCGUAUAAUUUGGGAUACAAACAAAGAUAGUCAACAGUUACCUGACCCGCGAACUAGCAAUCUGGGAAAGAGAAAGAGAGGCGAUGUCGAGUUUCAUAGAGCACAGAGUUCUUCACCUAUAUUGGGUCGCUCAUCGCAAGCAGAUUCACGACCACGACCGGGGCCGGAGGUUGAAGUGUGGAUGAGAGUAACUCAGAAGGACCAUAAACUUUCGCGGAUUAUGGACAAUGCGUCUCCGCAAUCAUUGAAAGAUGGCAAUGCACUUAGAGGAUUGACUCGAUCAAGGAGUCUUGGUAAUCCAUUAAAUCCAAAGAGACAUCAACCGAAUAGGAUAGGAAAAAAUAGAGAUAUUGAUACCCCUGGUUUGAUGAGGCGACUGCAGGAAGAUUAUAAGCCAAAGGAUUUUUCUAGUGGUCCUUCGAGCUCAUCACCUCUUCCUAACAAAGGACUAUUUCAUGAAGGAUUGAGCUCUCCAUUAGGGCAAAAGGGAACUGAGAGGAGGACAUCGCCUCUGAAAAGGAGACUUGAACCGCCGUCAUCACCAAUCAGAAAUGCCGACUCCGCUGCUCCUCUGCUGAGCCCAAAGAGACCUUCUACUUCCGAGUCGGAUUAUGGUUCUGAUGAUGGUCUUGAUGAAAUUGGUGGGAUGAUACUUUCGGCUAUCGAGUCGCAAAGUCAAGCUCCUCCUGCUUCGAAGUCACGACCACUACCUCCACUUAAAAAACAUCAACCGCCCACUAAGCCAAAAACUUACUCUACGCAUAAACCUCCAAAUGUCUCGAGAAUCCCCACCACUUCGAAAGUAGUUGAUGACGAUAGUAGCGAUGAAUUUGGCGAGGGCUUGGAUGAUGAUGAUUUUGAUGCUGCUUUUGCUGGAUCAGUUCCAGUAGAUAAUGUAGAGCUUCCACCAUCAAGGCCUAGAGGCGCAGCAGCUAAGGAAGAGUCCGAUGAUGAAUUUGGUGACAAUAUAGACGAUUCAGAUUUUACUGCUGCGGAGAUAGCAGCAACUCAGUCACUUAAGCCAUCGGCAAAUAGCUUAAUGCCUUCUAUGGAAAAAGUUCGCGCAAUUCAAAGAUAUCUUGUCACUAUGAUAGACAAUAAUCAAUAUGAAGGUGUUAAUGGUAGAUUGCAACCAGAAAAGAUACUUUUUCUUCAACCUGAGCGUUCCAAAGUUAAAAGAAUGGUUCACCUCCGAGGCACGUGGAUUGAUACUCCUGUGACUAUGAAAGCCUUUGUUCAUAUCAUUGGCAAAUUCGACUCGCAGGGAAUCUGCAUCAUAGAUGAUAACUCUGGUUUGAUCAUUCUUCAUCCGGAUCAUCUUAUCUCUGCGCUUGUUGUAGCAGAUUCUUUUGGAUGUACUCGUCGUGCUGUUCUCCAAGAUAGAGUCAAAGCUACUGGUGAAGCAUCUCCAGCGAUGCUUUAUGGAACGAUUCUUCAUGAAAUUUUUCAGGCUGCAAUGCUUGCUAAUCGAUGGGACACAAGGUUUUUAGGUGAGCUCAUUGACAAGCUUGCUCAGAGACAUCUUGAGGAUUUGUAUGUAAUCAAGGUUGAAAUACCCCAGGCUGUGGAAUAUCUACAUAGUAAGAUGGGAGAAUUACAAGCAUGGGCGGAAUUGUUUGUGUCAUCUCAACCGAAACCUGAAGCUCUAGUAAAAGCUAGCAAUGGUGAUAGCGUGGCUAUGUGUGUCAGCAACCUCCUCGAUGUUGAAGAGCACGUCUGGUCUCCAAUGUAUGGUUUGAAAGGCAAUAUCGAUGCUACGGUACAGAUCACUAUGAGAGAUGAGAAAGGGGAAAGAACCCUUACUGCACCUCUUGAGGUCAAAACAGGCAAGAAUCCCAGUAUAGCCAACCGAGCGCAAACUGCACUCUACAAUCUCCUCAUAUCUGAUCGAUAUGAUGUUGAAAUCGCUUAUGGUAUUUUGUACUACAUGGAAACGUCAGAGACUAUUAGAAUUCCCGCUAUUCGUCACGAACUUCGCCAUAUGAUCAUGCAGAGGAAUGAACUGGCUUGUUUUGUCCGAGAAAAGAAUGCCCAACUUCCGCCUAUGCUUAAGAAAGAGAAUAUGUGUGGAAGGUGUUAUGCCAAGAAUACAUGCUUCAUUUAUCACAAGCUGGCUGAUGAUGGAAAUGGUGAGACAAGUGGCAUGAAGGAAAAGUUUGAUGAAGUGGUCAAACAUCUUACCCCGAAGCAUAAAGAGUUCUUUCUCAAAUGGGAUGAUCUCCUUACGAAGGAAGAAAAGGAUUCCUUGAAAUUUCGUCGAGAGUUAUGGACUAUGCUUAGCUCGGAACGAGAGAAGCUUGGUCGAUGUUUUUCCAAUGUUGUCAUUGAAGAAGGAUCAGCAUACGAAGACCUCAACAAUGAAAAGAUUAAUCGCUAUCGAUACACUAUGAUCAAACCAAAAAACUCAACAACACCAGGAUUCUCCUUCAUGGAUUCGCAAAUAAUUGUAGGAGAACCAAUCGUCAUCUCAGAUGAAAAAGGUCAUUUUGCCCUCGCCAAAGGUUAUGUUACCAACGUACGGAAAAAUAGGAUCACAGUUGCAGUUGAUCGUCGUUUACAUAAUGCUCGCAUCAGACAACCUGGAUUUGACGAGACUAAUAAUCAGGUUUUCGCUAGUAUUAUGGAAGUGGCAGCUGAAGGGUCCACACCGGCGGAUUCCAUUGGUAAAAUCAAGGAGGACCCAAUUCUUUACAGACUCGAUAAGGAUGAAUUCAGUAAUGGCCUUGCUACCGUUCGAAAUAAUCUCAUUCAAAUAAUGACAGAGGGACCUUUUGGAUCACGAGAAAUUCGAGGUCUGGUCGUCGAUCUUAAUGCUCCUCGUUUCAAACCACAUUCAACACAAUACACACUUAAAGAUCGCUCGUCUAUAAAUGUAGAUCAACGUCGUGCUAUUGAAAAAGUCAUGUCGGCACAAGAUUAUGCGCUUGUACUUGGUAUGCCUGGUACAGGAAAGACUACAACCAUUGCUCAUAUUAUUCGAGCUCUUGUAUCACAGGGAAAAUCGGUUCUUUUGACUUCCUAUACUCAUACAGCUGUGGACAAUAUUCUUCUCAAACUUCGUGAUGACUCGAUUCCUAUCUUGCGUUUAGGUGCGAAAGCGAAAAUUCACCCUGAUGUUCAAGAAUUUGCCAAACUUGCCAUUGAUCCUAAAGAAACUAUGGAAGAGAUUCGAAGUGUCUGGCAUGGUACACCAAUUAUUGCUACUAGUUGUCUCGGUAUUAAUCAUCCUAUUUUCAACGAACGGACAUUCGACUAUUGCAUAGUAGACGAGGCUUCUCAAAUUACACUUCCCGUUUGUGUCGGUCCUAUUCGUCUCGCACGUACAUUCAUUCUUGUUGGAGAUCAUAACCAACUUCCACCAUUAGUCAAAGAUGAAGAAGCCAGAAAAGGUGGUUUAGAUAUUUCUCUCUUCAAAUAUCUCUCCGAUGCUCAUCCUCAAAGCGUUGUCUAUCUCGAACAUCAAUACCGUAUGAAUGCAGAUGUAAUGGCUCUCUCCAAUACACUCAUCUAUAAUGGUCGUCUUAAAUGCGGUAGCGAAUCCGUAGCUACUCGAAAAAUCAUCAUCCCUGAGAUGGAUGCGCUUAAAGCACAUCAUCAUACUCCCAGCAGUAUUCUACAUAGUACUCAGAAAUCCAUCUGUCUCGAACCCAAAAAAGGGAGAUGUUGGUUGAGAGAUCUAUUAGAUCCAGAUGUUACCGUCGCAUUUGUGGACACAGAUGGACUCGGAGAAAUAGCUCGAGAAAGCGAAAAGGGAAAUCGAACAGUCAAUGAUGUGGAAGCUAAAAUCGUCACUCAACUCGUCACUUCUCUCAUAUCCGUCGGUGUCGAUCCUACAGAAAUAGGAGUAAUGACGCAUUAUCGCUCUCAAUUAGCUUUACUAAAAGAUAGUCUCCGUACCGCCAAAGGCGUAGAAAUGCACACGGCAGAUCGCUUUCAAGGAAGAGAUAAAGAAGUUACUAUCCUAAGUUUAGUACGUAGUAACGAAGCGGGAAAUAUAGGUGAAUUGCUCAAAGAUUGGAGGAGAAUAAAUGUAGCAUUUACAAGAGCGAAAACAAAGUUAUUAGUGGUAGGUAGUAGAGGUACUUUGAAAGGAAGCUCAGAGAGGAGGGAAGUUCAGGGUGAGAAGAAGGAAGAGAUGGUUUUUCUUGGGGCAUUUUUGGGAGGGGGGAGGUGGUUUGACGCAGGGGAGUGUGGGAGUGGGGAGUUUGUCGCAGUGGGUUGGGGUGGGGGAUGA
Sclerotinia sclerotiorum 1980 UF-70 is the source of this 4680-nucleotide messenger RNA. RefSeq lists its product as hypothetical. Gene Ontology annotation, biological process: replication fork reversal. NCBI's taxonomy places the organism in Eukaryota, Fungi, Ascomycota, Leotiomycetes, Helotiales, Sclerotiniaceae. The transcript is spliced from 6 exons. Gene Ontology annotation, cellular component: cytoplasm. The record is from RefSeq and is a predicted model, not a curated record. Gene Ontology annotation, molecular function: 5'-flap endonuclease activity; single-stranded DNA helicase activity. Bases 1 to 4680 code for a protein of 1559 amino acids.